Molecule: messenger RNA, 3963 nt
Organism: Punica granatum (pomegranate)
Lineage: Eukaryota; Viridiplantae; Streptophyta; Magnoliopsida; Myrtales; Lythraceae
Source: RefSeq, a predicted model, not a curated record
AGAAAAGGAAAGAGAAAGAAAGACGCAACACGUUGAAUUUGUGAAACCUCAUCUCUCUCUCUCUCUAUCUCCACGACUCCGUCUGGACCUAAAACAGAGAAACCCCAACCCUAAUCUCUCUCUCCGCCCUCUCUCUCUAAAUUCAUGGAUUGAUUCAUCGUGUUUGAGCGGAUCUCUGUCUCCGUGUGCAUCCGCUGUAGGUUUGAUGUUGAAGGGAGAGUUGUAAGCAGCAUCGAAGUGUUUUAUGGAUCAUGAUAGUACAGAUGGAUAAAAUGUCUGCUCCACCACGGGAGAUUGCACAACGCCUUCAUGAAAAGAACAUUGAGCUGGAUAGCAGGCGAAGGAAGUCUGCCCAGGCACGAGUUCCGUUAGAUCCCAAUAUCUGGCAGCAGAUGCGUGAGAACUAUGAAACUAUAAUUCUUGAGGAUCAUGCAUUUUCGGAGCAACACAAUAUUGAGCAUGCCUUGUGGCAGUUGCAUUACAAGAAAAUUGAGGAAUUAAGAGCGCACUACAGUGCUGCUCAGGCUUCUGUUCAGGGUGGCAAGGGACCUGCAAGGCCAGAUCGGAUCGCAAAAAUAAGAUUGCAGUUUAAAACCUUUUUGUCUGAAGCAACUGGGUUUUACCAUGAUUUGAUAAUGAAAAUCAGAGCAAAGUAUGGUCUCCCACUUGGAUAUUUCUCUGAGGAGUCGGAGAACAGGAUUGUCAUGGAGAAAGAUGUUAAGAAAUCUGCUGAGAUGAAGAAAGGCUUAAUAUCAUGUCACCGCUGUUUGAUAUACUUGGGUGACCUUGCACGUUACAAAGGAUUGUAUGGAGAGGCUAACUCCAAAUCUCGUGAGUAUACUGCAGCUUCAAGUUACUAUCUGCAGGCAGCAUCUCUUUGGCCAUCAAUAGGAAAUCCCCAUCAUCAGCUGGCAAUUUUGGCUUCUUAUUCCGGGGAUGAUUUUCUGACUGUGUACCGAUAUUUCCGGAGUCUGGCAGUGGACAACCCCUGUUCAACUGCAAGGGAUAACUUGAUCGUGGCAUUUGAAAAGAAUCGUCAGAGCUUUGCCCAACUGCCUGGUGAUAUUAAAGCUCCCGUAGUGCGCUUAACUGGUAGGAGACAAGGGCGGGAAGUCAAACUCGCAUCUAAAGAAAAUGAUGCUGAAGCUGGUUCUUUAAAGGAUAAGACAUCCAGCACUCCUGAUGCCUUCAAAUCUUUCUGCAUUCGGUUUGUUCGUCUGAAUGGUAUUCUGUUUACACGAACAAGCCUGGAGACAUUUGCAGAGGUUCUCUCCUUGGUUAGUCUGGGUCUGUAUGAGCUUCUUUCUUCUGGAAAAGAAGAGGAGUUGAAAUUUGGAGCAAAUGCUCGUGAAAUUGCACUUUUCUUUGUAAGGCUAGUUGCCAUUCUCAUAUUCACUGUUCAGAACUCGAAAAAGGAAAAUGAAGGUCAGACCUAUGUUGAAAUUGUUCAACGGGCCGUCUUACUCCAGAAUGCAUUCUCUGCUGCUUUUGAGAUUGUGGGCCUUCUGUUGGAGAGAUGCGAGCAAUUGCAAGAUCCGUCGUCAAGUUACCUUUUACCAGGUGUGUUGGUCUUUGUGGAAUGGUUGGCUUGCUGUCCGGAUGUUGCAUCUGGGAGUGAUGCAGAUGAAAAGCAAGCCAUGUGCAGAUCCAACUUCUGGGCCCAUUUUGUUUCAUUAACAAAUAAGCUCUUAUCUACUGGUUCAAUAUCUGUCGAGGAUAAUGAAGAGGAGACCUGCUUUUACAACAUGAGCAGAUAUGAAGAAGGAGAGAAUGAGAAUCGGCUUGCUUUGUUGGAAGAUUUUGAGUUGAGAGGAUUCCUGCCUCUUCUUCCUGCGCAAACUAUCCUGGAUUUUUCUAGGAAGCACUCUUUCGGGGGUGACGACCAAAAGGAGCGAAGUUCUCGAGUUAAAAGGAUACUUGCAGCUGGGAAAGCUCUGCUUGGGGCAGUUAAAAUCGACCAGAAGUCAGUUCAUUAUGAUGCAAGGGAAAAGAAGUUCGUCGUGGGUGCUGAGCCUCCUCGGAGGUCUGAGGAUUUUGAUCUCCCUGACAAUUCGAUCAUGCCACCUGCAAAUUCGAUGAUGUUGGAAAGCAAACCGGAGAGAGCUGUAAAUUCAGGACUUCUAUGUCCAAAUUCGCACUCGCAUAUGGAAUUUGAGGAGGAGGAUGAAGUGAUUGUUUUCAGGCCAACAGUUGCUGAAAAGCCAGCAGAUGUUCAUAUUUCAAGCUCCUUGCCCUCUAAUGGACUGGAACCUGGUAUAAGUUUAUCUGGCAAUCAUAAGCCAAUCUAUGGAACUUCUGUUUCGGGUCCCCCGGAGAAUGUUUGGCAGCAGGCUGCUUCUGAUGCUUUUCUAGCAAAAGCUGCAUCUAUUCAGAAUGCAAGUCCUGUCCCCCAACACUUGCAACCUGUUGAAGUUAUUCCUAAUUGGUUAUUGGAAGAAGAAUCUUCUAUUGCUAACAGCUUUCAAGAUUUGAGGUUGAUGGAGAAUGGACAUGGGAUCAAGUCUGAGGGACAAAAUAUUGGCAACUUCCAUCCUGCUGCAGUUUUGGACCCAACCCCACAAUCUGCCAUUACUAACAGUAUGAACAUGUUUUAUAGUCAGUCAAAAGCUCCUGAACCUGUUUUGCCUACUUCCAGGAUUGGUGCUGUUACGUCCAUCGGAUUUAUUGCCGAGAAUUUGGCCGUGAAGACAUCUGCCUCUCCUCCGCCAGGGUUGAAAAAGAAUCCUGUAUCUCGGCCAGUUAGGCACGUGGGCCCGCCGCCUGGGUUUGGUCCUGUUCCUAAACAAGCUAGCGGACCCAUUACUUCUUUAGACGUUACUUCUGAAGACCCAAUAAAUGAUGAUUAUAGCUGGUUGGAUGGGUAUCAGAUGCCGCCUCCUGGGAAGAGCAUUGGGCUCAGCAACUCUAUUGCAUUUUCAUCUCAAGCAAACUCUCAGUACGUCAGUGGCAGUACAGGCUUAACUGGGGCAGUUGGCUUCCCCUUUCCUGGGAAGCAAGCUCCAAUUAAUCAAUUUCAGAUGGCGAGAGAGAAUGGCCAACAGGAUUAUCCAAGUAUUGAUUAUGUUAAGCUGCAGCAGGAGCGACAUAUGUUGCAAGCAAAUGGAAUGCUUACCGGGAAUCAUGAGAUUGCUCAGCCCGAGCAGUACCAAGGAUCAGUCUGGGCAGGUCGAUAUUUCGUGUGAGAUUGCUAUGAUGGAAAUUGUUGAGUGAUUGUGGAGGGUGCAGUCAUCCUUUUGCUACCAUAAUCGAGCUCCAGAUAUGCCGGCUUCUCAUUGUUGAGUAUCUUGUUGGAGAAUGGAUGGCCUUGGCUUCUUGCUGGCACUUUGGUACUGAACAAUAGGUUUGCCCGCUCUUCAACUCGGGAGAUGGGUCUUGGAACAUCUGGGUUAUGGUGAAAAAGUUCGGGAAGGAGUGCCUCAUCUGGGUUACAAUGGAGAUAUGUUAUGCUGUGUAAGAUUGGUCAUCAGCUAGUUUGAGCAUCACGUCUCAACGGGUUUGUGGAAUAAGUGAUGGUGUCCGAUGCUAUCUUAAGCCGCUUCUGCACUUAAUAGUCUAGCUGUGUUCUGAUGUGUCAAAUCUUCAUUAGCUGCCUGCAGCUGGUGAGGAUGGCUAAUGUAUAUAACAAGGUGGGCUUCGUGUCUGCACUAGAGCGGGAGAUCCUCUGGAGCUUGCCCCGUGUAUAUGGGGGUAUCACUGCGAGGGGCAAACAUAAGUUUGGCUUUAGCGUGAUGCGCUUUAGCCUAUUGUGUCCAUGAAGAUUUCCAGCGUGCAAACGGGAAGUCUCUCGUCUAGUUACGUGUCAGAUAUACUGAUAUCGUUCCUUAUCUAUAGUGUUGCAUUUACUUUCAUCUCGUGUCGAUUAUGACAAUGUGUUGCCUGAACUACCUUUUGAAUAAGUUGCCACUGGGUGUUGUGUCCUUAAGUGUGAUACACUGAGUGGAAUCUCAUGUUUAUAUUCGGUUA